Molecule: messenger RNA, 7093 nt
Organism: Leptopilina boulardi
Lineage: Eukaryota; Metazoa; Arthropoda; Insecta; Hymenoptera; Figitidae
Gene: GABA-B-R3
Product: gamma-aminobutyric acid type B receptor subunit 2
Exons: 20
Coding region: 472-5190 (1572 amino acids)
Biological process (GO): gamma-aminobutyric acid signaling pathway; G protein-coupled receptor signaling pathway
Cellular component (GO): G protein-coupled receptor heterodimeric complex; membrane
Molecular function (GO): G protein-coupled GABA receptor activity
Source: RefSeq, a predicted model, not a curated record
ACCACGCGUCGCGGCUGCUUUCGUGCAAUUUCCUGUUGCCAAUUUUUUUCGCGAGUUCGGAAAAAAGUUUAGGCAAAUUAAUAAGAAAUUUAAAAAAAUUAAUUACAUUUGUCAAAAAAAAAAAUGUAGUUAAAAUUGACAAAAAAAAAAAAAAAAAAAACAAUUAACGAUUUAUAGUUAUAAAAAAAAUGUUACUAUAAAUUAAAAAAAAAAUGAUUAGUUAAAAAAAUUCGAAACAUUUAAAUAAAAAAAAGAAGAAAGAGAAAAUAAAAAAAAUAGUGCGGAAGAAGCAAAAGAAAAGGAUUUUUAUAUACAGAAGAUAAAGAUUGUGAACAAAAGAAAACAUAAAGUAGUGAGGGAAAAAAAAAAGAUGAGAAAAAGAAGUGAAAAGAAUAAAAUGAAGGAGAGACAACGAAAUAUUUCAAGAACGUUGAAAACGAAAAUGGCGCAUUUUGUAAUGUUUUUUGGUAGAUGAGGGCGGCUAGUUGGGCCGGGUUUGUGUCGCUUGAAACGCGACUGAUUAUGUCGCGGGCUUAUAAGUUUUUUCGCUCGACGUUUCCCUUUGCGGUCCUCUUCUUGCCCUUUCAUCGUCCGCACAUCCUCAUUGUCCUUGUUUUCAUUCUUCUAUGUUUCUCCAGUCAAAACGUCCUUUCAAGCGAAAAACUCCACUCCUCGAACGAUACAAAUAACAUUUAUAGUAAUAUCUCACUUCCCGAGUCUGAAAAGAUGGGAAGAUACGAAGGAAGAAGAAGAGAAGAAGGAGGAGGAGAUGAAGAAGAAAGAGAAGAAGGUGCAAGUUUAGACAAUCAGGAGAACUUUCUUGAGGACGAAGUUACUCAACAUAAAGACGACUAUGAGAACAGUAGUAGUAGUAGUAGUAGUAGUAUUGAUAAUAUCGAGAAGAAUAGAGAUAACAGAUCGUCGUUACUUUUAUUAUUGGAACGGACGAAAGACUCGACAAACAAUGAUCGGUGUCGCUUCAACUAUUGUGAGACGAAUGUUGAGGGCAACAAGAGGAAAGAAACAAGAGGAUUUCCAGUCACUAUACUCAACUUAGUUUCCGACGUUAAUGUCAGCGAUGAGAAUGCUGAAGCUGCCAACAGUGAAUCACCGUUCAUUGGUUUUGAGAGCUUCCAGAAAUUUCCCGUUAAGAUAACUCAGAAGCCUCCUUCUGGCGCGAGCGUGGAAAAGUUUGACAGAAGGCACUUUGGCCCUUCAAAGUUGGAAAUUACAAGGCAACCAUCAAAUAUAUCAACAUUAGACGCUACAGAGGCACUGCCGGAUUUACCGAUGAGCCCUAGUCGUGAUGUUGUGCCCCAUCGAAGAAAAGGCAAUAGUAGAGAAAAAAAUAAUGUGGAUCACUGGGAGAAUAAGGAAGAAAAGCAUCAAGAGGUCAAUGGUGAAGAUAACUUCACCCUCAGCUUUAACGACACCUUGGAGACGUUUGCCACGGAGGACAUUGUUAACUCGAAGAAUGCUCAAGUAUCGACAAUUGCAAGUGUUCCGAUAACAACCAGAAAGAUGUCUUGGUUACCUAACUAUCACAAGAACUUUGAAAAAGAUGAUCAUUUCAAUGGAAAUUGGUCGAAAAAUUUUCAAAAUCAAAAAGUCAAUGUCACAAUUUUGGGUCUUUUUGAAUUGACACAAAAAAAUGAGCCAAGACCCGAAGGUCCUAGUGAAUUGCAAGCUGCUAAAUUAGCAAUUGAUAAAAUUAAUCAAAUGGAAUUGCUGCCAAAAUUUCACUUACGACUUCAUCAUAACGAUACACAGUGUGAUCCUGGUGUAGCGGUUGAUCGUUUUUUUCAUGCAAUUUACUCCUCAAACAAAAAUAGUUUGAUGCCCCUUCUUCUUGGUACGGCAUGUUCGGAAGUCUCUGAAACCUUGGCAAAAAUUGUUCCCUAUUGGAACGUCGUUCAAGUUUCUUUUGGGUCAACGACACCUGCUCUCUCAGAUCCGACAGAAUUUCCACUUUUCAUACGAACCGUUGCUCCCGACUCGAGUCAUAAUUCUGCAAGAAUAGCUCUCAUCAAACAUUUUGGCUGGGACACAGUUUCCGCUUUUUCACAAAAUGGAGAUAUGUAUGCUUUAGCUGUGAACGAUCUGGUCACAGAAUUGGAACAGGCAAACAUCACGUGCACCGCGACCAUCACGUUCGCUGAAAAUGAUUAUAAGGAACAGCUGCGAACCCUCAAGGACUUGGAUACGAGAAUAAUCAUUGGAAGUUUUUCGCCUAGGUUAGCGCCGCACGUUUUUUGCGAGGCUUGGAAAUUGGGUAUGCACGGAGGAGAUUACGCUUGGAUCUUGCCAGGAGACACGAUAGACCUAUCAGGAAUGACAGGCGAUUGGUGGCACAUCAGACCAGACAACUGUUCUCCAUCUCAACUAUUACAAACCUUGGAUGGUCUCAUUAUUGUAAAGAGCCACGGAGCGAUAUUGAGUGACGAUAUUAGCCAUUCAGGAUUGACAAGUUCAGAAUUUACAGCAGAAUUAGCAAAACGAGGUGUCACAGUGUCACAAUACGCAGCCCAAACUUACGAUGCUGUUUGGGCAGUGGCUGUAGCUAUGAAUAAAUCUGAAGCAUUUUUAAACAAGAAAAAUGUCAGUUUUUCUCAAUAUUCUCAUAAGAGACAAGACUUGGCAUACUAUCUUCUUGGACAAAUGAAGGACUUGCAUUUCAAUGGAGUUUCGGGUCCAGUAUCAUUUGAUGGUGCAGAUCGUGUUGGAAUAACAGCCUUCUAUCAAAUGCAGGGUCACGAUCAACGAAGAAUAGCCAUAUUUACACCUGAUGACGGUCAACUGAUAAUGAACUGCCCGGGGUGUGCAAUCACACGAUGGCCAGGCGGACAUCCUCCAGCUGCGAGAAGAGUUUUUCGAUUGAGAGUUGUAACAGUGGCACCAGCGGCCUUUCUCGUUGUCACGUGUCUCUCCAGCGUGGGAGUCACCCUAGCUCUUGCUUUUUUGGCAUUUAAUCUUCACUUUCGUAAGCACAAGAGUAUAAAGCUUUCAAGUCCAAGAUUGAACAAUAUGGCGGCAGUUGGUUGUGGCUUAGUUUACGGGGCUGUCGUUUUACUUGGUCUGGACCAUGCAACUUUACCAGACAGUGAUGAUUAUUUCCCCGUAGUCUGUACAGCGAGAGUUUAUCUUCUCUCUGCGGGAUUUUCUCUAGCGUUCGGUUCCAUGUUCACUAAAACUUACAGAGUUCAUCGAAUAUUCACCAGAAGUAGAAGUGGAGUCGUGAAAAAAAAGCUACUUCAGGAUACUCAACUAAUUAGUCUAAUUUGUGUAUUGCUUUUAAUUGAUGGUCUUGUGGUCACUUUGUGGGUUACGAUGGAUCCAAUGCAACGACAUUUACGGAAUCUCACUCUUGAAAUUAAUCCCCAGGAAAGGGGUGUCGUUUAUCAACCUCAAGUGGAGGUUUGUCGAUCUCAACACACCAAUGGUUGGCUGGGAGCUCUUUACGUUUAUAAAGGUCUACUUCUGGUUGUCGGUGUCUACAUGGCAUGGGAAACGAGACACGUGAAAAUUCCGGCAUUAAACGACUCGCAAUAUAUUGGAAUGAGUGUUUAUUCAGUAGUAAUUACUUCUGGAAUUGUAGUAGCUUUAGCGAACUUGAUAUCCGAUCAGGCGACACUAGCUUUCGUCACAAUCACUGCUUUAAUCUUGGCUUCAACAACAGCCACACUAGCUUUACUAUUUCUACCACAACUGACAAAUAUCUUGUCCGGAGAAAGAGCGGAUCCAGUUAUUCAGAGUUUGGGUCUUAAAAUUGAAUGCAACACCAGAAGAUUUGUCACCGAUGACAAAAGGGAGUUGCAGUAUCGAGUAGAAGUGCAAAAUCGAGUAUAUCGUAGAGAGAUGGCUCAGCUGGAACUAGAAUUAGCCAGAUUGGAGAAACAAUUAGGCCAGGAGAAUGUUGAUCCUUCGCAAGGUUCCUCCAAUGCCUCAAUUCCACAAAGGAAUCCAAGCAUAAGUGGUGGCCUACCUCUUCUAUUACUUAGCGUCCUACCACCAGUGAUUCCAAGAGCUAGCUGGCCAUCUGCCGAUCCUUCUGGCAUGCGACGAGGUACCGUAGCGUUUAGCAGUCAACCGGAUCUCCCGGAUGGUGGUCCCAGGAGAAGCUUGGUCGACAUUUACAAGCUUCACCAACGCAGAGAAACAGAGGGACCAACUCGUCUAGGGGUCUUUCAACGCCUAAUCAGUCUCUUUGGCAGUCGACCAUCAAGCAGAAAAGCUUCAACUGCAUCCUUUACUGGUGUUGCAUCAGCGUUGAGAGUUCAUAUGGGAUACAUUGCUGGUUUAGUGCCAGGGACGAAAGCUGCUUCAACUUAUCAAGUGGACGCCCAGGGCACUCGUUCUCAUCUUCGAUGCGGGUCAGGACCAAUAAUUAGCAUUACAAGUGAGGAAGAUCGCCGACUGAGCCUCGGGCUUCGACGCAAAGAAAGCUCCGAACCAAGGGUCAACUUUAUCCUUCCCUCUCAUUCGAGCGCAAAUAAUUCAUCAUCAUCACGUGAGAAAAUUCGAGGUUCACCUCGAUUUCCACAUCGAAUUGUACCUGCCAAUAGUCUCGGGACAAUUUCUUCGUUUUCAACUAUUGGAAUAUCAAGACCACAUCGUUGGCAUUCGAUGGAGGAUGCAUGGAAACCAAAAUUCACAGGAACCCCACGAGGAUCAUGUCAUCAAAACAGUGAUGUCUGGGCAACGCAAGAAGUUGGAAUUCCCCUUAGUGAAUUGGGCAACACAUUCCGCGGGAGACGACCUCCGGACUAUCAAUCAUUGAAUUUAACAAUUCCAGCUGACUCAGACGUCAGUCCCGACGAUGUAAGACUCGGUAGUGAUCUUCGAAAACUUUUUCAAGAAAAAGAUGAUGUAUCCGAAUUGAGCAGUCCCAUUGAUUUGGAACAAAGAAAUAAUCUAACAAUAAUCACAUCGCCAACUGCUCUUAGGAUAUCGAAUGUGAUUGCCGAACUUUCGAGAACAAAUGGAUCAAUUGUGACUGUUACCAGUAGUAGUAGUAGUAGUAGUUGUUGUUGUAGUAGUAGUGCUCAAGAAAAUGGUUUGGGUGUUUCAAAUGAAGAAUGUACAGUAUCUCAAAGUUCCAGACAAAUUUUGCGAACUAAUUUAGACAGUCAAAUUUAUGAGACUGUGGAUUUGUCCUCGUCAUUUGAUGAUCAUGGACCCACAGCCGUUUAAUUUUUAAUGAAUGUGUUCCUUAGUUGACGUGCCAAAAACAAAAUCAGGCCCACAGAAGAUAUUCUUGGAUAAGAUUUGCAAGUCUAUUUAUUAAGAUGAAAUACUGACAUAAUAUAUUGUAUAUUUAUCGUGCAUGCGGAGAAUUCUAAGGGACCAAGGCGCUUGUUACUUGAAAGCCACUAAAUGUUCACUAUAUGUCCUAUAUUAUAUGUGUAAAUUAUCGCGCAUAUUUUCUUAAAAAAAAAUCUCUCGAACUAAUUGAGAUUAAUCAAAUAACCAUAUAGAAUAUAUAAUGGAUCUUUAAAUGUGUGAAUUCUAUAUACAAAUUUGCGUUUAUAAUAAUUGUAUUAAAAUUUUUCAUUUUGGCAAAUUCAUAUUUUUUUUUAAUUAUCAUUUAAUUUUUCUAAUACAAAUUUCCAAAUGCCUCGUUUCGAAUGAUAUUUCUUCGCUCUAGAAGAUUGUAUAAAUAAUUAAGAUUUAUAAUUCUAAUUACGACAGUUAGAUGCAAUUUCGUUUCACGAGUCCAUUGAUACAAAAAAUUUGUUUUUCACUAUAUGUCACGUAUGUUUUUUCAGAGACGAAUGAAUAAACAUUAAAGAUAAUUUUUCAAAAUUAUGAUUUAAGAAAAAAUGUGCCACAAAUUGAAGUCAAGCGUGCUUUAAAAAAAAUAUAUUUUAAAACAAUUUUAUAAAAUCAGCAAACUAUACACUGAGAAAAAUGUUUAGUAUCAUCUACCAAAGUUUGGUUCUCUCUACCAAAUUUUUUAUUUGAUAUAUGUGCAACUAAUCCGUUUGGUUCGGGCUACUAAAUUUUUUCGUUGAAUCAUUUUGUUCGGUCUACCAAAUUUUUUGUUUUGCACAACUAACUUAUUGUUUUUAAGCAAACAAAAAAUUUAGUUAACUGAAAAUUUUUUUUUUGUUUUCUCAACCAACUUAUUUUUUUGUUUCACCCUUUUCUCUUUAUAUAACCUAACUAUGCCUACUUAAAUUAAUUUCUAUCGCGGAAAAAACCUAACACUGCUGGGGCUCGAACCCUCAGACUACGCAACGCUAGUCGAGAACGCUGACCACUACUCUACGAAUCCUACUAACAAUUUGAGAUUAAAUCAUUUUCACAAUGUAUAAAAGCUGGAAAAAAACUUUCGUUCUUGUAACAAGUUUUAUUUAUUUAUUUUCACUACACAAACUUUUUUUUUUAAAAAAUGUCUGAAAAACAUAAAAACUUCAACACUGAAACUUCACGACGCGAACGACAUAUGGUUAAUGUUGACAUCCCGUGAAUGGGAAGCGACGCCAUAUUUACGAGAAGAGCGCGUGCGCAAUACAGCAUGUCAGCUAUUUAGUACUGGGAACCAAACUAUUUAGUUCGUAAACAUGAAAGCUUCAAAUACAUUUUUUGGUAGAGCCAACUAAACUUCCCGAUUUAUUGCCACUUUCUAUUCUGUUGUGACAACCAUAUUUUAGUAACGCCAACUAAAAAAGCUCAACUAAAUUAUUUUCUUAUUAUUACGAAAUUAUUUUUCUCAGUGUAAUUUUGAAGUAUAUUUACGUUACUACGAGUCACAAAUGCAAAGAAUUUAGGAUAAAUAUCGUAAAAUUAAUAAGAUAUUGGCAAAAGAAAAUUAUUAUACCGGGUGACUCACAAAAAUUCAUUUAAACUAAAAUCAUUAUAAAUUAUAAUUAUUUGAACGAUUUUAUUACGUUUAAUUAAAAAAAAAUACAAUGCUGCCAUGUUCCACGGAACUUUUGCCGAAAUAUUUAUUUAGUUCACUUUAAAAAUCUUUUUUAUAUAUUAAUUGACGGUGAAGGCUCAUUUAAAAAAAUUUUUACAUUAUUUUAGGGGUUUAAUUUAUCAAAAAAUCAUAUUUGUAAGACAAUAUCUUUACUAAAAUUGUUCAAAAAAA